UCUAUAAAAUCACACCAGCAGAGGGAGUAGGUCAAAAAGGCUUCUGGUUUUUAAUUUGAAAAAAAAAAAGAGAUGAGAGCAAUAGAAGAGAAGGGCAUGACCCUGCAGUUUUCCUUCUAUCUUAAUAAUCACAUCACUUUGUCUCUUUGCUUUCUUUCAUCUGAUCCCAUGCUAGUAUAGCUCAAGUCGAUCUCACCAUUUUGUCUUCCGUAGAGUCUUAGAUUGAUCAAAAACAAAACUUCUGUCGUUCAUAUCAUCUCUACCAAAAGAUAGAAUAAAUUAGGUCUAGGUGGUAUUUAGAUAUAUACAUUGAGAAAAGAAAGUAAAGAGGGUUUUUUGUUAUUAUCUUCUGGUUUUUGAAGAUGGGCACUGGUUGGAGAAGAGCUUUCUGCACGACGAUCCCUCGAGACUCAGAAGUCACCACUGUUUCAGAUAAGCAACAACAAGUUCCUAGUACUAGUCCAAGCCCCAGAAGUUGUACAAAGCUAGGGUUUUUUACGGGUAGUAGCAACCCUUCUACUCCUCGUUUGCAGUCUCAGCCAGUCUCAAGCCCCAGCUUGCGUUGCCGGACUACAACUCUUGAAGCGCCUUCGACAAAUGAGAGCCCCAGACUCCAAUGCAAAACCACGCCUAAAUCAACCAAGAGUCCCAAAACAUCACAGGUUUCUAAUCCAUCCUCUCCUCGAUCGCCUCUCAAGUUAUCUCUCUUCAAGAACAGCUUCAAGUUCAGAAGUAGCUGCGGAAUCUGUUUGAACGGCGUGAAGACAGGGCAGGGCACAGCCAUCUACACAGCAGAAUGCUCACACGCUUUUCACUUCCCUUGCAUAGCCUCCCACGUGCGAAAGCACGGCAGCCUCGUCUGCCCUGUCUGCAACACCACCUGGAAAGACGUUCCUUUACUCUCCGUCCACAAAAAUCUCGGCGCUGCAGAAAAUCCCCACCAUAACCACACCGACUCACACGAUAACGUCAUCAAAACUAAGAUAGAAGAAAAGAAGAUGAUUGAAUCGUCUCCUGGACUUGUUAAAACCUUCAAACAAGAACCAAAACCAGAUUCAAGAUCCUACGAAGACGACGAGCCGUUGCUAUCUCCCACAGCUGGUGGCGGUCGCUUCAUUCCGAUUCCGGAGGCAGAUGAGGAUGUCCAAGAGGAGGAAGACGAUGUUGAAGAAUUUCAAGGCUUUUUCGUUAAUUCGAACUCUUCUUCGUCGCUCAAAUCGGACCAAUUUCACAUUUACGGCAGAGAUUCGAGACACGUUCAGAUUAGACUGUUACCAGAAUCUGCUGUUAUCUCUGUUGGUAGAAAUUAUGAGACGUAUGCAGUGGCAUUAAGAGUGAAAGCACCACUUCCGUCACCAGUCAUUAAAAGCAACAACACGGCGUCCCAUCGUGCGCCUAUCGAUUUGGUGACUGUUCUUGAUGUUAGUGGUAGCAUGAGUGGAGCCAAGCUGCAAAUGUUAAAACGCGCCAUGCGUUUGGUUAUUUCUUCUCUCGGCUCGGCUGAUCGGCUUUCUAUUGUUGCUUUUUCUGCAAGUCCUAAGAGGUUGUUGCCUCUGAGAAGAAUGACGGCUCAGGGUCAGCGCGCUGCGCGGCGCAUUGUUGACCGCCUCGUGUGUGGUCAAGGGAACAGCGUUGGUGAUGCUUUAAGGAAAGCUACUAAGGUGCUUGAAGAUAGGAGAGAAAGAAAUCCAGUUGCAAGUGUCAUGUUACUAUCCGACGGUCAGGAUGAGAGAGUCCAAGUUAAUGGUGCAAAUCAACGGCGAGGAAGCCACGCGUCCUCCACACGCUUCGCUCAUAUUGAGAUCCCAGUUCAUUCGUUUGGAUUUGGUCAAAGCGGCGGCUACAGCCAGGAGCCAGCCGCGGAUGCUUUUGCUAAAUGCGUUGGCGGGUUAUUAAGCGUUGUUGUACAAGAUUUAAGAAUACAGCUCAAUUUCGCCUCUGGCUCAGCGCCAGCUGAGAUUGCAGCUGUAUAUUCAUUCAAUGGAAAGCCCACUAUCCUCAGCUCAGGCUCAGUACGACUCGGCGAUUUAUACGCUGAAGAAGAAAGGGAGUUACUGGUGGAGUUGAGAGUCCCUACACCGGCGGCUGGAUCCCGCCACGUGAUGUCGGUGAAAUGUCUUUACAAAGACCCCGCCACUCAGGAAGUCGUAUACGGCGCCGAUCAAGCCCUUUUGGUACCCUGCCCGCACGCUGCUCGAUCAUCCGCACCGAAAAUCGAACGGCUAAGAAAUCUAUUUAUCAGUACACGAGCCAUAGCCGAGUCACGAAGAUUAAUCGAGCACGACGAUUUUACCAGCGCACAUCAUUUGCUGGCGUCCGCUCGAGCUCUUUUAAUUCACUCCAGCGCAGAAUCGGCUGACGAUUUUGUGAAAGGCUUGGAAGCGGAAUUAGCAGAAUUGCAUUGGAGGAGACAGUAUAUGUUAGAGCAGCAUCAGCAUCAGCAACAGCAACAGCAAAUGAUGAUGCAACGGCGGAGAGGAAGCGAGAGGGAAGUGAUGGUCGUGACAGACGAGAAAGGAGAGCCACUGACACCGACUUCGGCUUGGAGAGCCGCUGAGAAGCUGGCUAAGGUGGCUAUGAUGAAGAAGUCGAUGAAUCGAGUCAGCGAUUUGCACGGCUUCGAGAACGCCAGAUUCUAAUAAUCAAAUCAUAAUUUGAUGAAAUUUAUAAUAUUGGACAUGUCGCAGAAAUACAACAGUAGGGACAAGUUGGUAAGGAGGGCAACAGUAGGCCCACACUUGCUUGAUUGGGUAGUUGUAUUAAGCUUGUGUUCUGUCUUGUGGUUUUGAAAUUUCUGAACUCCAUUUCUUAAAAUUGUAGUCAAAUUAAAAGAGCUGUAAAUGCUAGUGUAAUGGAGCUUUUUCUUUCAAUUA
Mangifera indica (mango) is the source of this 2873-nucleotide messenger RNA. Its product is annotated as E3 ubiquitin-protein ligase WAV3-like. NCBI's taxonomy places the organism in Eukaryota, Viridiplantae, Streptophyta, Magnoliopsida, Sapindales, Anacardiaceae. The transcript is spliced from 2 exons. Bases 363 to 2639 code for a protein of 758 amino acids. The record is from RefSeq and is a predicted model, not a curated record.